AUGUUCUCCCACGGAUACGAAGUUGACACAAAAGAUUUGGUCAAAGACCCUUUCUCCUCUUGUUUCGUUGGUUCGAACCUUCCCCCCUUCGUUUCGUUGGUUCGGACCUUCUCCCAUACGUUUCGUUGGUUCGGACCUUCUCUCCUUUGUUUCGUUGGUUCGGACCUUCUCUCCUUCGUUUCGUUGGUUCGGACGUUCCCCCAUACGUUUCGUUGGUUCGGACCUUCUCUCCUUCAUUUCGUUGGUUCGGACCUUCUCUCCUCCGUUUCGUUGGUUCGGACCUUCCCCAUACGUUUCGUUGGUUCGGACCUUCCCCAUACGUUUCGUUGGUUCGGACCUUCCCCAUACGUUUCGUUGGUUCGGACCUUCUCUCCUUCGUUUCGUUGGUUCGGACCUUCUCUCCUCCGUUUCGUUGGUUCGGACCUUCUCUCCUCCGUUUCGUUGGUUCGGACCUUCUCUCCUCCGUUUCGUUGGUUCGGACCUUCCCCCAUACGUUUUCGUUGGUUCGGAUCUUCCCCCAUACGUUUUCGUUGGUUCGGACCUUCCCCCAUACGUUUGGUUGGUUCGGACCUUCCCCCAUACGUUUGGUUGGUUCGGACCUUCCUCCAUACGUUUGGGCGCCUACGUACAAGACUUCUCUCUCUCUCUCACUUUCUCUCUCUCUCUCUCUCUCUCUCUCACUUUCUCUCUCUCUCUCACACUUUCUCUCCUUCUCUCACUCACUCUCACACCCUCACUGGAAACCUUUAA
Acanthosepion pharaonis is the source of this 750-nucleotide messenger RNA. The record is from the annotation of a GenBank genome assembly. Lineage: Eukaryota; Metazoa; Mollusca; Cephalopoda; Sepiida; Sepiidae.